This is a messenger RNA of Candidula unifasciata, 2481 nucleotides long. The record is from the annotation of a GenBank genome assembly. NCBI's taxonomy places the organism in Eukaryota, Metazoa, Mollusca, Gastropoda, Stylommatophora, Geomitridae.
AUGAACACCAGCGUGGACGAUCCCCGCAUGUACGGGGAACCAGUUUAUGACUUGUACAACUACACCUGCUCACAGGGUUAUCUCCUCCUUCCAGUGAUCAAUGAGUAUACCUGGGGGAAUGGAGUACGAGCCUUCCUGUACUUGGCAGGUCUGCUGUGGUGUUUUCUGGGCGUGGCCCAUCUUGCUGAUGUGUUCAUGGCCUCCAUUGAAAGGAUUACUAGCAGGACCCGGACAGUAAGGAUUGCAGAUGGCGAAGCUGAGAACGGAUACAUUGAGGUGGAGCUCAAGGUGUGGAAUGACACUGUAGCAAACUUGAGCCUACUCGCUCUAGGCACCAGUGCGCCUGAGAUUCUUCUGUCGGUCAUUGAAAUUAUUGGCAAUAGGUUCCAGGCUGGAGAGCUUGGUCCCGGGACGAUCGUAGGAUCAGCUGCCUUUAACCUGCUCAUCAUCUCCGCCAUCUGCAUCUACUGCAUCCCUGAAGGGGAGAUAAGAAGGAUCGCUAGCGUGAAGGUUUUCGCUGUCACGGCUUUUACGUGCGUGUUCGCCUACGUCUGGCUGGCCAUUGUCUUGCUGGUAAUCUCCCCUGACGUCGUCGAAGUAUGGGAGGCGGUUCUGACAUUUGUCUUUUUUCCUCUCCUGAUCGUCGUUGCUUAUUUGGCAGACAAGGAUUUCUUUUUGAAGAAGGAGAAGAGGCACAGACAGGCCUUUAUUGGGAUUCCCAUGAAUGCUAACAAAGAAAGAGAAGCGCUUCAACCCAAAGAAAGUUUGGACCAUGAGUUGCACAGACUGGCAAAGGAACUGGGGCGAGUUGAAGGUUUGCCCCCAGACCAGGCUGCCAACAUCAUUUCUCGUCACAUUGCCGAGGAGGUGCCACAUGACAGGGGCUGGUAUCGUAUCAAUGCAAUUAGGAGCUUGACCGGGGGUAGAAAGCUGAUCCCUAAAGUGAUGUCAGCUUUUGAGGAUAUUUACAAAGAAGUUCAGAAACCCUAUGAUGAACGUGUUAAACAAGAUGGUGGCCCUCACACAGAUUUCAGUGAGGGUGGCAGGCUUGCCGUCGUACAGUUUACAGCAGCCGCAGUGGCAGUGAUGGAGAACGAAGGAAAAGUUCGCAUUGGUAUCAAAAGAUCUGGGCGUAUGGAUAUCCCUGUAUCUGUUAGAGUUGAAACCAUCAAUGGAACUGCCUUGGCAGGAGAAGAUUACAAACCCUUUAACAAAGUCAUUGACUUCAAGAAAAACGAAGCCCUCCGGGAGGUGUACAUUGAGAUCGUGGAUGACUUUGAAUGGGAGCCUGACGAGUUUUUCUUUGUGAAGUUAAAGGUUGAAAACUCUGAAAACUGCGUUCUUGGUCCUAACAGCAUCUGCGAAGUCACUAUUAUUAAUGAUGAUGAGCCUGGCAUUCUGGCAUUUGCCAAACCCAGCUUUGUGGUUCAGGAGACUGGUCUGAAGGCGUUGAUCCCGGUGGUUCGAUUGAAUGGAGCUGAUGGUCAUGUGGCAGUGAGGUGGAGGACAAAAGAUAUUACAGCCAUAGAAGGGAAGGAUUAUUCUGGAAAGGAAGGAGAACUCAUUUUUGAUAAUCAAGAGACCACCAAAAACCUGAUUAUUCCCCUUUUUGAAAGUCAGAAAGAAGAGCGAGAUGAAAGCUUCCAGAUUGAGCUGUUUGAGCCUACCGGUGGGGCAACUCUAGGAAAAAUCAACAAAACAAUAGUCACCAUUGUGAAUGAUGAAGAAUUCAAUGGUCUCGUCAGCCGUAUCAUGAACAUGACCAGGGCAAACCUUGAAGCCCUGGAGCUGUCCAAAACCACGUACAUGCAGCAGUUUAUCGAAGCCAUGAAUGUUAAUGGUGGGGAUGUUGCCAACGCAUCAUUUGUAGAUUAUAUACUCCAUUUCUGCUCAUUCUUCUGGAAGGUUCUUUUUGCCUUUGUCCCACCAACUCAUUUUUGCGGAGGAUGGCCAACCUUUAUAAUAUCCCUUGGCCUGAUUGGGUUUUUGACUGCUAUAAUUGGAGAUCUGGCCAGUAUUUUUGGAUGCCUGAUUAGACUAGAGGAUUCCAUUACUGCCAUCACACUGGUUGCUAUGGGGACAAGUAUGCCAGAUACAUUUGCAAGUAAAACAGCAGCAACCAUGGAGAAGACUGCUGACAAUUCUAUUGGAAAUAUUAACGGCAGUAACUCGGUGAAUGUGUUCCUUGGGCUUGGCCUUCCGUGGAUGCUGGCUGCAAUCUAUCAUGCUGUCAAUGGAGACGUCUUUGUGGUACCAUCAGGAUCUCUUGGAUUCAGCGUUAUCAUCUACACCAUUGUCGCCGUCAUUGCACUUGUAGUUCUCGUUGCACGUCGUAUGAUACCAUCAAUCGGAGCUGAGCUUGGCGGCCCCACCUGUUCCAAGAUUUUCUGUAGCAUCCUGUUUAUCAUUCUUUGGGUUCUGUACGUUCUUCUGUCAGCUCUGCAAGCUAAAGGAAUUAUAAACGUACAUAUUGGUGCUUAA